Molecule: messenger RNA, 612 nt
Organism: Amphiprion ocellaris (clown anemonefish)
Lineage: Eukaryota; Metazoa; Chordata; Actinopteri; Pomacentridae
Gene: irf9
Product: interferon regulatory factor 9
Exons: 4
Coding region: 79-492 (137 amino acids)
Biological process (GO): immune system process; regulation of transcription by RNA polymerase II
Cellular component (GO): nucleus
Molecular function (GO): DNA-binding transcription factor activity, RNA polymerase II-specific; RNA polymerase II cis-regulatory region sequence-specific DNA binding
Source: RefSeq, a predicted model, not a curated record
CUCUUUGUUGUUUUUGGUCUGUUUCAGGUCAACAGCGCUAAAUACCUGGGGCUGGUUUGGGACGACGACAACAAAACAAUGUUCCGAAUCCCCUGGAAACACGCCGGGAAGCAGGACUUCCGCAAAGAUGAGGACGCUGCCAUCUUCAAGGCCUGGGCGGAGUUUAAAGGGAAGCCGACGGACGGUGGCCAGGACAACCCGGCCGCCUGGAAAACCCGACUACGCUGCGCCUUGAACAAGAGUCCAGAGUUUGAUGAGGUGAUGGAGCGAGCCCAGCUAGACAUCUCCGAACCGUACAAGGUUUACCGGCUGGUUCCCCUCAACGAGCAGGGUUUGCUGGUUCCAGAGAAGAAAUGCAAAGAAAAACCCUCCCGUAAGCCGAAGAGGAGAAGAAGCAGUGAUUCGGGAAGCGACGACGGCAGUCAUAUGAAGCAGAUAAAGGCAGAAGAAGUCACGUCUCAGCUGAUGCCGUUGCUGACACUGUUGCCGUAAACUGUAUACAAAGAUGGACAAGCCAUACAUGAAGUCACCCUGGUUUCCUGGUUUCCUUGACUGCUAGUCACAGUAGUCCACUGAUUAGCCCAGUCCUAACCUUCACACUCACUGUGAAAA